AUGGCAAAGGCAGAAGGAUCAGGAACCACUGUUGAGGAUGUGAAGCUACAUAUAGCAGCACUACAAGGAAACUGUAGUGUAGUUUCCAACUUUAUUGGAAAUAACAUAAAUAGAGCGAUUACAGAUAAACAAGAAACCAUUCUUCAUAUUGCUACUCUGGCAAGACAAGACAAGUUCGUGGAAAAGUUGGUGAGUAGGCUGAAAAGAGAGGACUUAGAACUAGUCAAUGUUAUGGGGAGCAACCCCUUGUGCUAUGCUGCCAUUUCUGGAAGUGUGAAGAUUGCCAAGCACAUGGUGCAAGCAGGGAGUCAUAGGCUAGUAAAUCCAGAAAGUGGGGUUAAACCUCUCUUGGUGGCUGCUUCUGUAGAGCAUGGUGAAAUGGUAAGGUAUCUGUUUGAUAAAACUGAUCUUCAAAAGUGGAACAAAGUCGAACAGGCUGAGUUAUUCACUGCUUGCAUUUAUAUGGGCUUAUAUGUAAAAGGUUUCCAGGUACCAUGCAAACGAACCUCAAAUCAAUCUCAAGCCCUUGAACUUCUGGGAAAGCUUUUUAGCUGUGCUUUAAGUUCUGACGAGGAGAAUCCAUUAAUAAGAACAGAAGAAGUUGAAAAUCUGCUAUAUGAAGCUGCAGAAGUGGGAAAUGUUGAUUUCUUGAUCAAGCUAAUUCAACACAACCCUCAACUAGUAUGGGCGAAUGAAAUGACAGGUAGCAUAUUUCACAUUGCGGUUAAGAAUCGACAUGAGAAUAUCUUCAGUUUACUGUUUCAAUUAGGAGCAAUUAAAGAUAUUAUAGCAAAGAUUGUUACAAGUGGGGAAAACAAUUUGCUACAUAUAGCUGCCAAAUUAGCACCUCAAGAUAAACUCAAUACCGUACGUCCAACAGCCCUUAAAAUGCAAAGGGAACUUUUAUGGUUCAAGGAGGUAGAAAAGAUUGUACCAAAUUCAUACAGAGAAAUGAAGAACUCUGAUGGAUUUACACCACGAGCUUUGUUUGUAGAUUCCCACAAAUAUUUAAGAGAAGAAGGAGAGAGGUGGAUGAAGGAAACAGCUAGGGCAUCCAUGUUUGUCACUGCACUUGUUGCCAUUAUAUUGUUUAUUGCGUCCUUCAGCAUCCCAGGUGGAUUCGACAACUCUUCAGGAAAACCUGUUCUUCUUAAACAGAAUCUCUUUACAGUAUUUUCAAUAUCAGAUGCAGUUGGCUUAGUCUCCUCUUCAGUUUCCAUGUUAAUGUUCUUAUCCAUCCUAACCUCUCCGUACGUAGAAGAAGAUUUUCUUGUGUCCCUACCUUUCAAGUUGAUGAUUGGAUUGACUUCACUUUUCAUCUCAAUCACUGCUGUGAUGGUAGCUUUUUCUGCGACUCUUAAUUUGUACCAUCACGGAAUAGCUUUCGUAUCUGUCAUUUUAGUAUUCGUGCCUAUUUUAUAUUUUUCACUAAUAUAUUCUUUAUUAGUCGAACUAUUCCAGUCCCUAUGCGGUUCUAGAUUCCUGUUUAAACCACGUAAUCGUCUAUUUAAUUAACCAGAAUUAUCUAAGUUUUAUUUAUAUCAUCUCUUCCGCCUUUUAUCUUUGUACAACA
Ziziphus jujuba (common jujube) is the source of this 1573-nucleotide messenger RNA. RefSeq lists its product as uncharacterized. The record is from RefSeq and is a predicted model, not a curated record. The transcript is spliced from 4 exons. Bases 1 to 1515 code for a protein of 504 amino acids. Lineage: Eukaryota; Viridiplantae; Streptophyta; Magnoliopsida; Rosales; Rhamnaceae. Gene Ontology annotation, molecular function: protein binding.